Messenger RNA from Sorex fumeus (smoky shrew), 2202 nucleotides. It is a transcript of the gene RASEF, whose product is annotated as RAS and EF-hand domain containing. Bases 1 to 2202 code for a protein of 733 amino acids. Gene Ontology annotation, molecular function: GTP binding; calcium ion binding; GTPase activity. The transcript is spliced from 17 exons. The record is from RefSeq and is a predicted model, not a curated record. Lineage: Eukaryota; Metazoa; Chordata; Mammalia; Eulipotyphla; Soricidae.
AUGGAAGCGGCGGCCGAGCGCGAGGAACUGGCGCUUCUGCGCUCGGUCUUCGCCGCGUGCGAUGCCAACGGCUCGGGCCGGCUGGAGCGCGACGAGUUCGGCGCGCUGUGCGCGGAGCUGCGCGUGCGGCCGGCCGACGCGGACGCCGUGUUCCAGCGGCUGGACGCCGACCGCGACGGUGCCAUCACCUUCCAGGAGUUCGCGCGCGGCUUCCGCGGCUCGCGGCGCGGGGGGCUGCGGCUCCGGACCGAGGGCGAGCGGGCCGCAGCGACCCCCGACGGCGCGGACGGCGAGGACGGCGCGGACGGCGAGGGCGGGUCGCAGGGGCUGCUGGCUCCGGAGGGCAUCGCGAACCCCGGCCGCGCGUGGCAGGACUUCCAGAGCCGCCUCGGGGACGAGGCCCAGUUCAUUCCCAGAAAAGAGCAAGUCUGUACCUUGUAUCAAAAUAUCAACCUUGUGGAACCAAGACUAAUCCAGCCAUAUGAACAUAUUAUCAAGAACUUUAUUCGGGAAAUCAGACUUCAGAGCACAGAGAUGGAGAACCUGGCCAUUGCAGUGAAGAGAGCCCAGGACAAAGCAGCCAUACAGCUGAGUGAGCUGGAAGAGGAAAUGGAUCAGAGGAUUCAGGCUGCAGAGAACCAGACACGGAAAGAUGAGAAACGCAAGGCUGAGGAAGCCCUCACUGACCUUCGACGUCAGUAUGAAACAGAAAUGGGAGACCUACAAGUGACAAUAAAGAAACUCAAAAAGCUAGAGGAACAGUCUAAACAUAUAAGUCAAAAAAAAGAAGAUGUGGCUGCAUUAAAAAAACAAAUUUAUGACCUAUCUAUGGAAAAUCAGAAAGUUAAGAAAGAUCUUUUAGAAGCACAGACAAACAUUGCCUUUCUUCAGAGUGAAUUAGAUGCUUUGAAAAGUGAUUAUGCUGAUCAAAGUCUGAAUUCUGAGAGGGAUCUGGAAAUAAUUCGAGAGUACACAGAAGACCGAAAUAGUCUUGAGAGGCAAAUUGAAAUACUCCAAACAGCCAACCGGAAGCUGCAUGACACUAAUGAUGGUCUACGGAGUGCCCUGGAAAGUAGUUACAGCAAGUUCAACAGGCCCUCGCGCAUAAAUAAUAUAUCACCAGGGAAUACAAUUUCUAGAAACAGUCCCAAAUUUAAUGGUCAUUCUCCGCAACCGCUGGGCUAUGACAGGUCAUCCCACUCUUCCUAUGUGGAUGAGGACUGUGACUCAUUGGCCCUCUGUGACCCCAUGCAGAGGAUUAAUUGUGAAGUUGAUAGCCUGCCUGAGAGUUGCUUUGACAGUGGUUUGUCUACCUUGAGGGAUUACAAUGAAUACGACUCAGAGGUGGAAGACAAGCACCAGAGACGAUUUCAGAGGUCACGUGGCACCCAGGAGAACUUUGGGGGUGAUGCUUCGGACACAGAUGUUCCUGAUAUAAGGGAUGACGAAACAUACAUUUCAGAUGGGGUGGCGUCUGUCUUAGGCUGGAAAUCUCCAGGUCCUGUUCAUGAAGGCAGCGUUGCUAGUUCCAGAAAGACCAUCUCAGCACUUUCACCACAGACAAGUAUGGACGAUGACAGCCCUAAGUCUGCUGGCUCGAAGAAGGCUUACAAAAUCGUACUGGCCGGGGACGCUGCAGUGGGCAAGUCAAGUUUCCUCAUGAGACUUUGCAAGAAUGAAUUUCGAGGAAAUACAUUUGCUACCUUGGGAGUUGAUUUCCAAAUGAAAACUCUCUUUGUAGAUGGAGAACAAACAGUGCUCCAACUCUGGGACACAGCUGGUCAGGAGAGAUUCAGAAGCAUUGCCAAGUCUUACUUCAGAAGAGCAGACGGUGUCUUGCUGCUGUAUGAUGUUACAUGUGAGAAAAGCUUCCUUAAUGUCCGCGAAUGGAUAGAUAUGAUUGAGGACGCUACUCAGGAGAGAAUCCCACUCAUGUUGGUAGGAAACAAGGCUGACCUUCGGGACACUACUGAAGUAGAAGGACAAAAAUGUGUCCCAGGAAACCUUGGAGAAAAACUGGCAAUGACUUACGGGGCCUUAUUCUGUGAAACAAGUGCCAAAGAUGGUUCAAAUGUAUUGGAAGCUGUUCUGCAUCUCGCUCGGGAAGUCAAGAAAAGAACUGAUGAGGAUGACAGCAAAUCCAUUACCAAUUUGACAUCUUCCAAAAAGUCAGCCCAGAUGAAAAACUGUUGCAAUGGUUAA